AUGUGGGAUGGCUCCGUGCAGAUGGGAUGGCUCCGUGCAGGUGGGAUGGCUCCGUGCAGGUGGGAUGGCUCCGUGCAGGUGGGAUGGCUCUGUGCAGGUGGGAUGGCUCCGCGCAGGUGGGAUGGCUCCGUGCAGGUGGGAUGGCUCCGCGCAGGUGGGAUGGCUCCACGCAGUGCCCCACUCAUCAGCUUCCCCGCACAUGCCCCUCCCAUCACAUCAUAUGCCCCUCGAAUGCCCACCCCUCACAUGCCCCCUCCUCCCCUCACAUGCUCCUCACAUGCCCCUCCCUCCCCUCACAUGCCCCUCCGCUCACAUGCCCCUCACAUGCCCCUCACCUCAUGUGCCGCUCGACUCGGCCCCAUCAUCUUCCAUCAUCCAUGUCAUCUCCCCAACCCCCUCGUCCCUCUCACCCCACCCCAGCAUCUCCACUCCACCAACCCCUCUCAACCCCUCUCUCCCACUCCCCCUCCCUCCCCCUCCGUUCCCUUUGUUGCCUGUGUGGGAGAGUAUGUCUCUCUCUCAUGUGUGCCGCGCUCAAUCAUUCGGCCCCCAAUGCUUGCUUCUGUCGUCCGUCCCCUGCUAUCGUCAACGCUGACCUUCAGCCGCGUGUUUGGCAGGGGAGACAUCAAGAUAGUGAAGCGGCGCGACCUGGCGGAGGUGGGGGGGCGGGUGGGCGAGGAGAAGCAUUUGUGA
Messenger RNA from Closterium sp. NIES-65, 693 nucleotides. NCBI's taxonomy places the organism in Eukaryota, Viridiplantae, Streptophyta, Zygnematophyceae, Desmidiales, Closteriaceae. The record is from the annotation of a GenBank genome assembly.